Molecule: messenger RNA, 2938 nt
Organism: Procambarus clarkii (red swamp crayfish)
Lineage: Eukaryota; Metazoa; Arthropoda; Malacostraca; Decapoda; Cambaridae
Product: uridine diphosphate glucose pyrophosphatase NUDT22
Molecular function (GO): GDP-mannose hydrolase activity
Source: RefSeq, a predicted model, not a curated record
UCUGCCAACCCUUCGUCUGACAACAACACAACAAGAGGCCAAGUGUUGAUACGUACUGUAUUUAGUGAUUUUGUCUACAACCACCAACUUUUCUCAUAUACACAUUAGUGUUGCAUGGGCUUCAACUAUCAGAGACUCAUUAGAUGUCUUUUUAUAUCGAGAAAAGAUAAAUCUGAGCAGCAGAUUGAGUGGGAUGGAGCGAACCAGGUUGGGCCAGGUAGAGGUGGUGUGGCAGCGGCCGGCCACUCCAGGUGCCGCCAUAAAACUCUCACAAGUCGCCGCCAAAUUUGAACCUUCCAAAUUUGCCCGUCGCGCGUCCUGGGACAUUGAUCAGCAAGUCAACAAACUGUGGGAAGCAAAGCGCGCUAAGAACUCUCGUUUAUACAAUGGGGAUAAGUUUCGGCUGGCAGGGUGGUACAGAGAGGAAGAGAAGUGGGUGCUGGAGAUAGGCGUGACCUCGUACAAGGACUUGUGCGGCACCAACCUCGCCCACAAUGCUCGCUCACUACAAGAAAGAGGCUCCAAGGACUUUGGAAAUGCACAAGCAUACAUGUCGGACCCAAUAGGUGUUGGCGUCCUGGUGGUGACGAGCGACGGGUUCCUGGUGGCGGUUCGGCGAGCAGGGUGGACGGGAGAGUACCCUGGGGCACUAGACCGCCCUGGGGGACACCCGGAGCCGGAGAGAGUCCUCACUACACACCACACCCACUCCUCACUGGAUGACGCCGUACUCAAAGAGGUGUGGACGUCAGCUGCCCAUGAAGUCGAGGAUGAGGUCGGCAUACCUAAGGACCAGCUGGACCACCUUACACUUCUCGGGAUUGUCCUCAAUGUUGAAGCUGGAGGGCGACCGUCCUUGGAGUUCUUCACCAGGUGUGGACUGAGUAGCAGCGAGGUGCGCCACCUGUACAAGAGAGGAUGUCAGGCAGAGGUGGACGAGACCACCUCACUCCACCUAUUACCUCCACCCACACUGGCCAGCCUUCCAGAACUGCUCCACUCACAUUCACCCACAGAGAACUGCGAUGUAACUGCAUCAGCCAUGUGGAGGCGGCAGGAGAUUAUAGACAGUAAUGGGGAGAGGGGAAGUGGAAGUGGGGAGAGGGGAAGUGGAAGUGGGGAGAGAGAGGGUGAGAGAGAAGCGAGGUGGGUGAUGGAGGAGGCCAGCCCAGCGCUGAGAGGAGCCCUGUUUUUGGCACUCCAACACAACCUUCUGCCCCAUGUUACGAGUGCCGGGGAGAUAGUGUGAUACUGGUUGUAGUUUGUUCCAAGUAAACCUACCACCAUGCUAUGCUCCAGGGCGGCCUCAUUACUUGUAAAUAUACCAAACAGCACUUCCUUCAGGUGGGAUGGUCAAGGCCCAGCCCCCAGGGAAAGUACAAGAAUGUAAGAACUCUUGUAUAUAUAAAUAAAUAAUAAUCCCACAAAUUAACCUAUUCAGAGUAUGACAGACCCCUCUAGUGUGUUACGAUCCCUUCGUAACCGGGUUCUUUUUAAACUAUGACCCUACUCAAGUUCAGAGGACCCUAACCUUGGUGGAAAUAUAGUGUAAUGUUUAAGGUAAAUAAAAAUAAUAGUACUGAAAAUAACCUGUUCCCAUAAUAUAUACAUAAUUACCCUUCACCAUAAUAUAUACAAUUCUCUAUGUGAGGUCAUCCAGAGCGGCGUCACUAGCCCCUCACGCUAGUCUGCUUCACGGAUGACUGACACUAUAUGCCACUGACGAGGUCUUCAAGGCGUCACUAACCUUUAUGCUGUUAUGGAGCCGUCUUCAAAUGCUCCCCCUCCUUAGCUUAGUGCCCCUCCUUAGCGCACUCGCUAGUACGCUCAUCAUGUCCACAGCGUUCACCUAGCCCACUUGGCUAGCACCUUCCGGUCACCCUAAGCUCUCUUCCACUCUCCCAGCUUAACUGACUUCAUUGCCUGUCCCUGGUUGGUCGUGACCUUCCAGCACAGCAGACUAAGAAAUGGGAAACUAAGAUUAAUGGGUUUGUCAACUGCUAUAGUUCGGCACCUGGCUCGUAGAUGGCGCCGAGGUCCGUCACACUGUACCUCUGUGUACUGGGCAUCUGUGUUCUGGGUCUCUGUGUGCUGGGUCUCUGUGUGCUGGGUCUCUGUGUGCUGGGCCUAUCAUCAUACCUAAGGACCAGCUGGACCACCUUACACUUCUCGGGAUUGUCCUCAAUGUUGAAGCUGGAGGGCGACCGUCCUUGGAGUUCUACACCAGGUGUGCUAUAGUCUUGUCACACACACAGGAUUCGAAUGAGAUACUAACCAUGUCGUAGCUCAGUCGAUUCUACGACUGAGUCAAUCUCUAUAUGACUAUAGUCAAUCCUUGUCACGGCCCUUGUGGAUUUGUCCAGUUUAUAGUUGUUAUAUGCAGUGGUUGAACUCCAUGCACAGAUACCGUAGCUUAUGUACAUACUACGGACACUAUGCACAGAGUUGAUAGACGCUCAGCAGGUCUGUCGGUUCUUGAAUUAUCUUCGCCGUGACGUACAUAUGAGUGGCGAAGGUGGUAGUGAAGAAGCAGGUUAUCCGGCUAUGAAGGUUGAUUGAUGAAGAUCAAGCCAUCCAAGAGGUGGCACGGGCAUGAGUAGCCCGUAAAGGGCUAUGUUGUUUUAUAUUCAGCUACUCUGAACAAAAGUUCCAAGUAGCACGGGCUAUAGUGAGCCCGUAACCUACCUGGCACAGGAGCGGUGCUGUGUGUGGAUUUACCUGGCACAGGAGCGGUGAUAUAGGGUAAUCGUGUGACAAUUAUAUCACAGAAGUAUGGUGAGGAGGGUGCCGGGGCCAGCGACCGGGCCGACAUAUCGUAUACCGCCCUCAGUAAACAUGACCUCAUCUUGAUAUUAACAACACACGCUGACAUUUGAAAGACUUAAGGCGAUUGUUAACAUUUAAGUUUUUUGUCUUAUUAAACUCUCAGAAUGUUUUU